CAGCCUCCCAUCCCCAGCCUCCAUCCCAGCCUCCCAUCCCCAGCCUCCACUUCAAUCUCCAGCCUCCAUCCCCAACCCCCAUCCCCAGCCUCCCAUCCCCAGCCUCCCAUCCCCAGCCUCCAUCCCAGCCUCCCAUCCCCAGCCUCC
Molecule: messenger RNA, 147 nt
Organism: Oncorhynchus keta (chum salmon)
Lineage: Eukaryota; Metazoa; Chordata; Actinopteri; Salmoniformes; Salmonidae
Product: splicing factor 3A subunit 2-like
Exons: 2
Source: RefSeq, a predicted model, not a curated record